This is a messenger RNA of Cooperia oncophora, 336 nucleotides long. NCBI's taxonomy places the organism in Eukaryota, Metazoa, Nematoda, Chromadorea, Rhabditida, Trichostrongylidae. The record is from the annotation of a GenBank genome assembly.
AUGGAGUACAUUGGACGUCACGCUACACCCACUGAACUGAAAGAACGUCCAUAUCGUAAGCUCUCUCCACAUAUCGAAGUUUGGAAGACACCUGGACAUACGCAACAAGAUCUUACCGUCCUGGUUCAUGACGUUGCUAAUUACGGCACAAUGGCCAUUGUCGGUGAUCUUAUACCGAGCGAAGCACUUGUCAGCGAGAAGCGAGAUGCUUUGGAUGUGGAAAGUGUUUGGGAUUCGGCUAUAAAACGUCAAAACGCGAACCUUAUCAUCUGCAUGGCCGACUGGAUCGUACCCGGACAUGGACAACCGUUCCGUGUUCUGCCACACUACAGGUUG